Miscanthus lutarioriparius is the source of this 456-nucleotide messenger RNA. NCBI's taxonomy places the organism in Eukaryota, Viridiplantae, Streptophyta, Magnoliopsida, Poales, Poaceae. The record is from the annotation of a GenBank genome assembly.
AUGGCCUUCUUCGUCUCGCUCCUUUUCUUGCUUCACCGCCGCUAUGGUCGCGGCAAGUCAACGUCGAAUAAUAAGAGCAAGGGCCGCCUUCCUCCUGGACCACCGGCGCUGGUGUUCCUGGCCAAAUUCUUGGUCCUGCGGCGAUCGAUCUUCGACCUGGCACCGCUGCUCCGGGACCUGCUCGCGCGCCAUGGCCCCGUCAUCUCUGUCCACCUCUUCACCACGCUGGUCUUCGUCGCCGACCGCCGCCUCGCGCACCGCGUCCUCGUCCGGGACGGCGCCACCUUCGCCGACCGCCCGCCGCUCGUCGAGCCGGACCCGCUCUUCUGCGCCGGCGACAUCAACACCGCGCCCUACGGUCCCUACUGGCGCCUCGUCCGCCGUAACCUCGCCGCUGACGCGCUGCACCGCGCCCGCGUCAGCCUCUUCGCGCCGGCGAGGCGGUGGGCUUGCUAG